UUAAAUUUUAUUAUGCCAACCUGCAACCACUUAAUAAAAUUGCAGUAAUUUUUACUUCCAUUUUGUUUUGUUUUAAAUAAAAUGUUUGACAUUGCUGGUCGAUAUGAAUAUUACAAGAGUGAAAAUUGUGACGCGUUUUUUAAAACAACUGUCCCAGAAGCUAAAUCAAUAGCUAAUCUACAAGCUCAAAUUGAUAUAGUUCAACAUGGAAAGUCCGGGGUUUACGAACUGACUCACACUUUGCCCAAUAAAACGAUUCAAACUGUUUUCAAGUUAGGUGUACCAUUCUUGGAUGAAGUACCUACGGGCAAUGUUUUUCAGAGUGUAGCAACUUUGGAUGGGAAUAUUUUGAGAAUUAAAUCUACAUUCAAUGGAGAAGAUUAUGGUGGACGUGAUUUGGAGUUUAGUAAAGAGGGUUUGACAGUUACAAUUCUGGUUCCUCAUUUUACACCGCUCAAAGCAGUUCGUUAUUAUAAACGUUUGAUUUAAUAUCAAAUAUCUGCUAAUCAACUUAUAUGUUAAUAUGUUUAUGUUUAAUUGUAAUUAAUGCAACUAUAUAGCAAUGUUAAUACCAGAUAAGUGAUGAAUUUAGUAGACUUAUAUUAGAUAAUAAAUAAAUACAAAAAAACAUAUAAAUAAACUGACUAAAUUGAA
Dalotia coriaria is the source of this 654-nucleotide messenger RNA. RefSeq lists its product as uncharacterized. NCBI's taxonomy places the organism in Eukaryota, Metazoa, Arthropoda, Insecta, Coleoptera, Staphylinidae. Bases 82 to 489 code for a protein of 135 amino acids. The transcript has 4 exons. The record is from RefSeq and is a predicted model, not a curated record.